AUGGGCUUGUUUUUUAGGGGCCUUUGCCUAUCUAGAGCUUCUCAAUCUGUCUGGGGCAAACCGCUUAGCGCUCGGAGCUGUCGGUGUGCUUCUUUGAAUUCUGCCAUUUCCAACGGCAUUCGCAAAGACCGUUCUGUCGCCGGCCGCAAUCCAAAGCCUUGGGACAAACAAAUAUCUAAUGCCGAGAGCCGCCCGCACAGCCGUGAGCUUGAGUAUAGCGGCCGGCAAGGACCCCGUUCGCAACAAGGCCGAGAACGCGGACUGAGGAGAGAUUCCCAUAACCGUGAUUUUGACAUUGGCCGGCAAGGAACCGGUUCGCAACCAGGCCGAGGAUACGGGCGAAGGGACUUCCAUAAUCGUGAACUUGGAUAUAGCGGCCAACGAGAAACCAAUUUUCGACAGGGCCAGGAUCGCAGACCAAGGGACGAUUUUCAUAGACCUGAGCUUGACUAUGGUAGGGAGGCUCGUCCACGACAGGGCCAGGGAGGCAGUGACCUUCAUAACCGUGUAUCUGAAAUCAGCGGCGAACGAGAAACUCGCACAAAAAGUUGGUGGAAAUAUUCUUCAAAUGGGCGAGCUCCAAUAAAGCGAAAGAAGGGAAAGAAAAUUAAGCCAACAAUCGACAGCCCCGUAUCUUUAGUCUCCAAAGUAUCACUUGUCUGCCCUCGAUCCGUUCCACACACCAAUGCCGUCUCCGAGUUCAUAUAUGGCUAUUCUGCGGUUCGUGCAGCUGUUCUUGCUUCGCGUCGCAAAAUCUAUGCUUUGUAUAUCUACGAUGCCGACCCAAGCUCAACAAAAUGGGCCCAACCAGAGGUCAAUGCUCUUCAAAAACACGCAACUGUUGCAGGUGCGACCGUAAAGCUUGUCUCUGGUACCUGGUUGAAAAUGAUGAACAGGAUGAGCGAUGAUCGACCCCAUAACGGAUAUGUUGCCGAAGUAUCUCCACUACCGAAACUUCCCGCGACAAGCCUCAAAGCGGUGACCACAUUACCGGCUACCCAUUUUACUGUUAAUGUGGCAUCACAGCCUAAAGAAGAAGCGGAUAUCAAUGGCUCUGAUGGCCACAUUCCACUUAUGUCACAACGAAACACUGAUCACAUCUCUCAGCAAACUCCUCGGUACCCUUUUAUCCUCCUCCUUGACGGGAUUCUCGACCCCGGAAAUCUGGGCGCUAUAAUUCGAAGCGCGUACUUCUUCGGCGCCGACGCUAUCGCAUUCUCCUCCCGGAACUCAGCACCGUUAUCCGCGGUGACUAUCAAAGCGUCGGCCGGUGCCGCCGAAAACAUGCCUCUAAUCUCCAUUCACGACCCAGCUACAUUUAUAGACACGUCGCGCGGCAAUGGCUGGCGUUUCUUUGCCGCAGAACCGCCCGCCUCUACGUUUGAUGAUAGUCAGGCACAGGUUGAUACCAUGCUGACCAAAACUCCUAUUCUCUCACCACAUAAUCUAUCGGCGGAACCUCGCAAAUCCCCUUGUGUACUAAUGCUCGGGAGUGAAGGAUACGGCUUAAGCAAGUAUCUGAAGCGGAAAGCCGAUGCGUUUGUGGCUAUCCCCGGUGCGCAGGCCGCUGGCUUAUCCGAUGACCCCGCAGGGGUCGAUAGUUUGAAUGUCAGCGUUGCGUCAGCCCUACUAUGCCAGGAAUUCUUGCGUGAACCGUCUCCAGGACAAAAUUAUCCGAGCCCAAUUAGACCUAAAAGUCCAACGGCAUCUGAAUCUGUGAAAGAAACAGAGGAAGACCGUGUCUUUUAG
This is a messenger RNA of Uncinocarpus reesii 1704, 1749 nucleotides long. RefSeq lists its product as uncharacterized. Bases 1 to 1749 code for a protein of 582 amino acids. Gene Ontology annotation, molecular function: RNA methyltransferase activity; RNA binding. Gene Ontology annotation, cellular component: mitochondrion. Gene Ontology annotation, biological process: rRNA methylation. The record is from RefSeq and is a predicted model, not a curated record. Lineage: Eukaryota; Fungi; Ascomycota; Eurotiomycetes; Onygenales; Onygenaceae. The transcript has a single exon.